This is a messenger RNA of Rhineura floridana, 8930 nucleotides long. It is a transcript of the gene PIK3C2A, whose product is annotated as phosphatidylinositol-4-phosphate 3-kinase catalytic subunit type 2 alpha. The transcript has 33 exons. Gene Ontology annotation, biological process: cell migration; phosphatidylinositol-mediated signaling; phosphatidylinositol-3-phosphate biosynthetic process. Lineage: Eukaryota; Metazoa; Chordata; Lepidosauria; Squamata; Rhineuridae. Gene Ontology annotation, molecular function: phosphatidylinositol binding; 1-phosphatidylinositol-3-kinase activity; 1-phosphatidylinositol-4-phosphate 3-kinase activity. Bases 643 to 5742 code for a protein of 1699 amino acids. Gene Ontology annotation, cellular component: cytoplasm; phosphatidylinositol 3-kinase complex; plasma membrane. The record is from RefSeq and is a predicted model, not a curated record.
CUCCUCUCAUUGCUCCUGCAGGCUGAGAAAGGCUUCACCCGCUGAAUUUUUGUUGUGUCGCACAACUAUUAAAGGCAGACAGGAGAAAAGAAGUAGCAACUCUAUGUGACAGCAGUCCAGGAAUGGCGUUUCUGUUAUUCUACACGUCUGACGAAGCGUUCUGUAUAACCCGAAAGCUUGUUUCCCAAAUUUGAAAAACCCGAAUUGGUUGGUUUACUAUUCAGACUUGUCAUAUCAGCCUGCUUUAGGAGAGCACUGUGAGCAAUCAACAUAUCAGAGGCGGGUCGCUUUCCCACACUCAGCCCGUCCUCCUGUUGCUCCGCCUAGUCCCUUUCCCUCAGUUUGCCUAAGCUUGCUCAGAGCCGGAAGUGAACAUACGACGGUAGCAAGAGCCGGCCCAGCGCGGAGAGCAAAAGAGGCGGGGAAGGAGAAGAAGAGGGUUUGGUAUUGAUCUCGCCAGUAACUUUCGCCGCGGCGGGGACGACGGGAAAACGGGUUCGGCGACGGCUGGUGUUUCGGGAUGGAGGCGCCCUGAGGUGAGCGGGACAAAAGAAAGGCUAGCUCCUCGAUUAGAAAGCGCUACUGAAACUGGUUUGAACAUUCUGGACCAAGGAUUUUCAGAAGAGGUGACUGGAGUUGUUAAUGGACAUCUGUUUUCACAGCAUGGCCCAAAUAUCUAGCACCAAUGAAGUCAAACAACGUUCAUCACCAUCUUUGGGCACAGCAAGGGCAAAAGAUGUGGACAAAGAAGAGGCAUUGCAGAUGGAAGCUGAGGCUCUAGCUAAGAUGCAAAAGGAAAGAGUGGUGGCUGGUAAUAGACAAAGCAUUGACAUUUUAAGCAAUUCUUGGCCAACUGUACAAUCCCACAGAAAACAGGACCAUGAUCUUAUGGUGUUUCCAGAGUCUGAUGCCAAGAAAAAGAUGGAUGAUAAAUUAAAUACAAUUGAGGUAGAAAAACUUACCCAUGCUGAGCUAGAGAAACUACUGCUAGAGGACAAUUUUGAAUCCAGCAAAUCACCUACAUUGCCAACAACUCCUGUGCUAAGGCCAUCGUUUUCUUCACAGUUUUAUGCUGGUCCUACUGUUCAAACAGGACAGUGGACGCUGGGGUUACCUGGGUCAUCUACCUGCCAUGUACCUUCUAUAUACCCAGCAACCUCUUACAAUAAACAUGUUGGUAUCUUUCAGAAUGGCCUCCAUCCAGGUAUGUCUGCUUAUCAAUCUACAAAGCCUAUUUAUCUAAGUCUUCCAGAGAGAUCCCAGUACAUUUCAUAUGCACUGCCUGCUACUUCAGCUUUCCAUCCACAGAGAAGUUUGCCCGUAUAUCAUCCAACACUCACCCCUGAAAUGGCAAAAGUAUUUGAUAAGAUAGCAAGCACUUCAGAAUUUCUAAAAAAUGGGAGGUCAAGCACAGACUUAGAAGUGACUGGUACUAAAUCUAUAGUUAAUUUGUCAACCUCUGAAAACUCCAAUGAUAUUAGUAAAUUUGAUUGGUUGGAUUUGGAUCCUUUAAGUAAACCAAAAGUAGACAGCAUGGAUAUAUUAUAUACAGCCGAAGAUGGUGCAAAGGUGACUUGUAGUACAGUUGUAGAAGAUCCUUGGGAUGCUGUGCUGCUGGAGGAGAAAUCCCCAGGGAAAUGUCAUCUUGAAAGAAAAGUUAGUGGGAAAUCUGCUUCUGGAGCAACAGUUACAAGAAGUCAGUCUUUAAACAUUCGAACUGCUCAGCUUGCUAAGUUGCAGGGCCAAACAUCACAGACAGACAGUGGGACCAUUAGUCAGCCAACAGGAAAUAAACUUCUAAAAAACGGUGAUGGGCAAGAUCAAGAGCAAGCAGCAUUUUGUGACACCAUUGCAAAGUUGAGGGCCGACUUUCCCCAUGACAAUACUGAUACAAACUCAGGCUUUGUGUUGAGUCCAGUAAUGUUGCAAAGAAACAUCAGUGGAGAGAACUUGAGCAUCAAGAUUUCAAUAGAAAUUGAAGGUUUCCAACAGCCAGUAACAUUUACAUGUGAUGCAAGUUCUCCAGUUGAGCUUAUAAUAAUGCAAGCACUUUGCUGGGUACACGAUGACUUGAAUGAUGUAGACAUUGGCAGUUAUAUCUUGAAAGUCUGUGGACAAGAAGAAGUUUUGCAGAAUAAGCACAGUGUAGGAAGCCAUGAAUAUAUUCAGAACUGCCGAAAGUGGGACACGGAUAUUAAACUGCAGCUCUUGACCCGUAAUGUUAUAUGCAGAGAUUUGGCACGAACAAAAGAUGAUGAUGGGACACCAGUAGAUUUGACGAAGCAUCUUUAUCAUGUAGAAAAGCUUUUCAGAGAGAGUAUUCAAAGCCACUCUCUUGAAGAGUUGUUAGAAGCUUAUCAUAAUCAAGUCGAUAAACUACUUAAAAAUGAGAACCAGCCAAAAGCAGUAGAUCAGAUUAUUAAAGCUGUUAGAAAAAUUUGUUAUACAUUGGAUGGAGUAGAGACUCCUGCAAUUACAGCAUCUGUAAGGAAGCUAAGAAGAGCAGUUAACCUUCCAAGGAGUAAGAGUCCUGAGGUGUCUUUAGCAUCUUCUGAGGAUACUAGCAGGAAUACAGUCGGUUCAUUGCAGCCUGAGAACCCUCUGCAAAUUAGCGUAGAUCAGCUGACCUCAGCAGUAUAUGCCCUUCUUCAACUCCACUUGAAUUCAUGCAACAGUCCUCCUUUGAACACUUCUAAGAGAAGCACUAAGGAAGCAUGGACAGCCACAGAGCACCUCCAGUUUACAAUAUUUGCUGCUCAUGGAAAUCUCAGUGGCUGGGUCUCAGUUUAUGAAAAAUAUUAUUUGGUUUGCUCUCUGACCCACAAUGGAAAAGAUCUAUUUAAACCUGUACAAUCCAAGAAGGUUGGCACAUAUAAGAAUUUCUUCUAUUUGAUUAAAUGGGAUGAAUUAAUAAUUUUUCCCAUCCAGAUCUCUCAGUUGCCGUUAGAAUCUAUCUUAUGCCUUACUAUGUUUGGAAUAUUAAAUCAAAAUGGUGGUAGCUCACCUGAUUCAAAUAAACAGAGAAAAGGCCCUGAGAUAUUGGGUCAAGUUUCUUUACCUCUCUUUGAUUUUCAGCGAAUGUUGACUUGUGGGACAAAACUUUUACACCUUUGGACGCCUUCCACAAACCUUAUCCCUGGAGCAGCCCAUAAAAAAGGAAAUUUAAUGGAAAGAAUAGUAUUACAGAUUGACUUCCCUUCCUUACCAUUUGAUAUUGUAUACAAAAUUCCUCAAGCUGCAAACAGUACCACAUGUAAUUCCAUAGAAACAUUGGAAAAAGAUUCAAGAGAGCGUCUUCUUUCCAUUCUUUCCAAGGAGGGUACACUUGGAUUGUCUAGAAAGGAUAAAACAUUUUUGUGGGAGAAAAGGCAUUUUUGCCAUACAGAUCCAAACAGCCUUCCAAAGGUAUUGGCCAGUGCCCCAAACUGGGAUUUGACAAAUCUCCCUGAAAUAUAUUUGCUGCUUCAACAGUGGCCUCCUUUGCCUCCUCUGACUGCAUUAGAAUUACUGGACUCUGGCUUUGCAGAUCAGGAAGUAAGAACAAGGGCUGUGCAGUGGGUCGAGGCAAUAAGUGAUGAUGAACUUGCCGACUUUCUUCCCCAAUUUGUGCAGGCACUAAAAUAUGAAACCUAUCUGGACAACUCUCUAGUCAGAUUCCUUUUGGCCCGAGCAUUAGGAAAUAUUCGAAUAGGACACUAUUUAUAUUGGUUACUGAAGGAUACCUUGCAUGAUAUCAAACAUGGUGUAAGGUAUGAGCGUAUCCUUGGUGCUUUCCUUUCAGUCUGUGGCAAAAGACUGAGAGAAGAGCUGGAAAAGCAGACAAGAUUGGUACAAAUCCUGGGAAUGGUAGCAGAAAAAGUAAAGCAAGCAAGUGGAUCUGCCAGACAGAUUGUCUUGCAAAGUGGAAUGGAACGUGUUCAGUCCUUUUUCUUAAAAAACAAAUGCCGUUUGCCUCUCAGUCCCAGCCUUGUAGCUAAAGAACUGAAUGUCAAGGCAUGUUCCUAUUUCAGUUCUAAUGCAGUACCUCUUAAGAUUGCUCUGGUGAAUGCAGACCCCUUGGGAGAAGAAAUUAAUGUAAUGUUUAAGGUUGGAGAAGAUCUGCGUCAAGAUAUGUUAGCAUUACAAAUGAUAAAAAUUAUGGAUAAGAUCUGGUUACAGGAAGGAUUGGACCUGCGGAUGGUUAUCUUCAAGUGCCUUUCAACUGGCAAAGAUAGAGGUAUGGUGGAGCUUGUUCCAGCAUCAGAUACACUUAGGAAAAUACAAGUAGAGUAUGGAGUGACAGGGUCCUUUAAAGAUAAGCCCCUUGCAGAAUGGCUAAGAAAAUACAACCCUACAGAAGAAGAAUAUGAAAAGGCUUCUGAAAACUUUAUCUAUUCUUGUGCUGGGUGUUGCGUAGCCACCUAUGUCCUAGGUAUCUGUGACCGUCAUAAUGACAACAUAAUGCUUCGAAGUACAGGGCAUACGUUCCAUAUUGAUUUUGGAAAGUUUUUGGGCCAUGCACAGAUGUUUGGGAGCUUUAAGAGGGAUCGGGCUCCUUUUGUAUUGACAUCAGAUAUGGCCUACGUUAUCAACGGUGGUGAAAAGCCUACCAUCCGCUUCCAGUUGUUUGUAGAUCUCUGCUGCCAGGCUUAUAACCUGAUAAGGAAACGAGCUGACCUUUUUCUUAAUCUGCUGUCACUGAUGAUCUCUUCUGGAUUACCAGAACUUACUGGAAUUCAAGACUUGAAAUAUGUCCAGGAUGCUCUUCAGCCCCAGACUACAGAUGCUGAAGCUACUAUUUUCUUUACAAGAUUGAUUGAAUCAAGUCUGGGAAGUGUUGCCACAAAGUUCAAUUUUUUCAUUCACAACCUUGCUCAGCUGCGUUUUUCAGGCCUGCCUUCUAAUGAUGAGCCCAUCCUUUCUUUUUCUCCCAAAACAUACUCACUGAAACAAGAUGGUCAUAUCAAAGAAGUUUCUGUCUUUACAUACCAUAAGCGAUACAACCCAGAUAAAUAUUAUAUCUAUGUUGUCAGAGUUUUAAGAGAGGGGCAAACUGAACCCACAUUCAUUUUUCGGACAUUUGAUGAAUUCCAAGAAUUCCACAACAAGCUUGGCAUCCUGUUUCCUCUUUGGAAAUUACCUGGUUUUCCUAAUAAGAUGGUUCUAGGAAGAACUCACAUAAAGGAUGUAGCAGCCAAAAGAAAGGUAGAGCUGAACAGCUACAUUCAAAGUUUAAUGAAUACAUCAACAGAUGUAUCAGAGUGUGAUCUUGUUUAUACAUUCUUCCAUCCCUUACUUCGUGAUGAAAAGGCUGAAGGGAUAGAUGGAAUAGCUAAGUGUACAGAUGUAAGCCCUUCAAGUCCUACCUCAGGCAAAGUAGGAGGAGAAGUUAAAUUGUCUGUCUCCUAUAGAAACAGCACUCUUUUUAUCAUGGUGAUGCACAUUAAAGAUCUGGUGACUGACGAUGGUGCAGACCCAAAUCCAUACGUAAAAACAUACCUGCUUCCAGACAUACAUAAAACAUCUAAACGGAAAACCAAAAUAUCACGGAAAACCAGAAACCCAACGUUCAAUGAAAUGCUUGUAUACAGUGGAUAUAGCAAAGAGACACUAAAACAAAGGGAGCUUCAGCUAAGUGUACUCAGUGCUGAAUCGCUACGUGAGAACUUUUUCCUGGGUGGUGUCACACUCUCCUUAAAGGAAUUUAACUUGAACAAGGAGACUGUCAACUGGUAUCGGCUUGCUGCUGUACCGUAUUUGUGAACCUGACAGCUUCACAGAGGUGAAAAUAAGAACAGAAACAAAUAAACUCCACUCCACUUAUAUUUGGUCAUGUUUUUCCUACUUGAAGAUAACUAAUAAAACAUUGCAAUUCAGCAGAUUCUGGUUGGACCAGCCUUUACAAAGUUUAAAGAGGACUUCUAGAAAACCAUCUCUGCUUUAUGCUUUUACUGUAAUAAUAUCCAAGCAUUGCUGUAAAUGAAUUGUAUAAAUUUAAUACUUGUGGAUAAUGAAGUUUUGAACCAUGACUAGAUGUUCCAAAUUAAAUCUGAGGGUUUUUAAAAUAGAUACAAUUCAGUCAUAUUUGAAUCGCUUGCCUGGUGAUAUAUUGGAAGCUUGUUUUACACUUCCUGCUGUUACUGGACGCAGCACCCUGUCAAAAAUAUCAAAGUAGAAACAGAUUGCUCCUUGUCAGGAAAGGUUUAGUGGCUGAAUAAACUGUUAAAAGUAAGACUUGAACAGACGGAGAAGAUCCUUAGUGAGCAUUUGGACUCAUUAAAUUGCUUUGAGACUAUUAUCAGAAUGAGUGCCAAUAAUGGAAGUUAUAAAUAAUAGUGCCUUAUUUUGUCAUUCAGCUGCUGCUUAUACCUCAUUUCUGAUAUGUUUUUAAAAGCAAAGCUUUUUAUCAAGCUUUUUCAAAAAAAAUUAUGCUGUUUACUCACAUGGUUUGCUAUAUAAAUACUUCAUUUAACAUCCCCCUGCCCUUUUAAGGUCAUUCAGCUUCCUUACGUCAGACUCAAAAUGUUAAAUGCUUAUCCAGUUUAUUUUAACCUUUUUUGUGUGCCCUUAUGUAAUAACUUGAUGGACUGCAAGUAUUAUAUACAUGCACAUUGAAGCAAUUUUGUGCCACAGCCUGCUGCAGAGCACAUAUAUUCCCAGAAAGUAAAUAUUAUGGGUUCUUUGGUAGAGAUUUGGGGUUCAGUUUCCAUGGUACAUGCAGCAGUCCCACAUAAGUCAUUAUUCCUAUUCACAGUAAUAUUUAUUUCAAAGAGAAUAAGGCCGCAAUAUCAGUUGCUGGUUAAGAAUAAGUUGCACUAGAAACUUUGGGUGGUGAAAUUGUCACAGUGAUAUCUUGAACUAGAUUUCAAAGACAUAAUUUCCAUGAGCACUAAGAGUAGUCCAAGCACUUUAUUCGUUCCAGUGGAAAUUGACUUGCCCUAACUGAAAUGAGUGGACGAUUCUGUGCAUCAGCUCUUAGUGGACUGCACUCUGAAUCCACUGAUUUUAAUGCUUUACAUUUGUGUGACAUUUAGGGAUACGUCAAUAGAAAUAUAUACUAACACCAGUAAAAAUAAUUUUAGAAAACUGAUUUAAGAAGGGUGUUUAAAUUGCACAGUGGGUGAUAUCCCACAUGCUUGAGAGUGGACCCAUUGAAAUCAAUGAACUGAUACUUUAUUUCAUUGAGUCUACUUUGAGUAUGACUUGGAUAUUGGCUAAUAUGUUUAAAGCUAGAGCCCAAAUAUGUUUGAAGCAAUAGAGAUGCAGUCUCUCAACUGUCCAUAACAAUUAGCUUAAUAUAAAAUUAUGCAAUGAUAAAUGAGGAUAAGGUAGACAAUGACAAUCUGUAUUGCUGGGCAACUAAACUAAAAUGUGAUUUAAUUUAUUUUCCCUAAAGUAUACAAAAGUCCCCAUUUUCAGACCUAAUAUAGUAAAGUGCAGGGGGGAAAUGGAUAUAACAUUUUGCUGCCUGAAACAUUUGUGGUCCAAUUGUACAAUAAAACCUUGGAAUAUUUCUCAGUGUUAAAAUUGCAUUGUGCCUAAGAAAAGCUACUUAAUAUUUUUUAAAGCCCAGGAUUUAUUAGCUAUGUGUUCAGUAUGUAAAUAGGGUAAACUAACUAGAUUGUAUUUCCUGCUCACUUGAUGCUUUUUGAGAUGCAUUCCAUUUCAUCAAUAGAACCACAUGUCAUUUAAACACAGGAAAGUAGACUCUGUUUUUGUGAAACGUUCCGUUAAAUUACUGAAAAGCAAUAUGUACUGCUUUUUUGCAGUCUGCUACUAGAGCACAAUACAUUACAGCACAAAAUAAGACAUUUAAAAGAUUUUUGGUAAUAGUGGUUUGCAACUGCAACUCUUGGCUGGAUGCUGGUUAGAAUAUGUGUGGUACCUUACGGUAGCUUUUGCCAGUCUCCAUUGUCCAUGCCUGUGCCUUUGCCCACCUUCACCACUUUUCAAAAUAAAGGUCACAUUGGCAAAGCUCUUCAGGUAGAUUCUUAAACUUUACUUGCCAUUAAGGAUUGUAGAGGAGCAAUGUUAAUUUUGCAUCUCUGUGGAAUUAUUUAUAGUGGUGCGAUACACAAAACAAAACAUGAUAAUCUUACUUCGGUAUACACAAAAGGGAAGGAGGGAAUGAUUGGGUUAAAUUUAAUAUUUUAGUGUUUUUAAAGUUUGGUCUCAUGGCAUUUUUACACUAUAAUCAAAUAAAUCUUAUACAACAUGUAUGGACUGCAGCUAGAAAGAAAUUUGUGCUAUGUACCUUUGACAUUUUGGGGAAAACAUCUUGUUGUAAGAAAAAUGACCUCCACAUUUUCUAUACUAAAUAACCUGGCUGUGACUUUGCACUGAAGUUUUUUAAUAUUAAUAUUACUGCUUUUUUAUUAUCUAUGCAUAUAUAUAUGAAAGCAUGAGUGAUCUUUGAUAUUUCUCUAUUUUUAAAAUUAAAAUUGUGUAGAAAUCAUAGAAUUUUGCCUUAAAAACCUGUUUGCUCUAGGACACUAUAUAGUGCCACUUUCAAAUUGAAGAAAUUGUAUUUCUGGUAUUUGCAGAAUAGGGCCACAGCAUAAUGCAGAGUUAUGUAUGCUUAAGCUCAUUGACAUUGAUGGGCGUAAGUCUGUUUGUUUUAGAUUGUAGCCUAUGCAUGUUACAUGGAGGAAAAAUAUUCAGGCAAUAUUGCACCAUUCUCAUGAAUCAUAGGAAUUUGAUUUCCUUCUGUGCUUUGUACUCUCAUACUGUGACUAAAAAAAAUAUGGCAAAGGUUAAUAGAUAAUGAAAUGCAUUGGGAGCAAAUGUACAAGUUUUCCUUGAAUUGUCUAUUUAUCUGUAAACCAAAUACUUCAGUUAUAUUACACUGAUAGCUAAUAAGGAUGUACAGUAUUUCUAUCAAUAUCCUAACUCAUAAUAUAUGGGUUAAAUGUGACUCCAUAACUGUCCUAUAAUUAUAUUAAACACUACUC